Molecule: messenger RNA, 750 nt
Organism: Alternaria infectoria
Lineage: Eukaryota; Fungi; Ascomycota; Dothideomycetes; Pleosporales; Pleosporaceae
Exons: 3
Coding region: 1-750 (249 amino acids)
Molecular function (GO): protein binding
Source: RefSeq, a predicted model, not a curated record
AUGGGUUGCACUACUACGGCUACGAAGGAUGGGUUCGUCGUCCUCGAGAUCGGCCCACAGAAACAGCGCUACCACUUGCACAAAGCCCUCCUCACACACCAUUCGGAAUACUUCAACAAUGCCCUAAACGGCCCAUGGAAGGAGGCCGAGGACAAAGUCGUCACUUUGGAAGAUGUCUAUAUUAUUGCUGUAGACAUAUUUGUCCACUGGCUGUAUACACAACAGAUUCCAGACAACGACGCCACACUGAAAAUGUCAGAGAGUUCCCCAGACCCCAACGAUGACGACGAUCCGAUGACCGCUUAUACGAAGGCACUAGUGUUCGGUGACAGAUUUCUAGUGCCUGUCUUUCGCAAAGCUAUUCACAAUUGCAUAGUGGAAACAUUGCUUUAUGACGAAGACGGUGGCCCUCGCGAGCCGACUUGUUUCACCGCAACGAAAUACGCUUACGAGAACUUACCAUCGGAUCAUAGCAUACUGAAACUAUUCUUGGAUUUCCACUGUCGACACUGGGAUGUGACAGGAAAUGGCGCAGAUGAUGUGGAGGCUGCAAUAACUGAAUUGAUCGGAAGGGACCUGCCACCUACUCUACUGAUUCGCAUGAUCGCGCGAUAUUCUUCAAGGGCCGCGGAAGCAACCGAGAUUGGGUGGGAUGCGGAUUUGAAGGGCUGCGAUUAUCACGAGCAUUCCGAUGAUCAAGAGCGUAAGAUUUGCAAAAGGAGGUUACAAAGGGCUGGUCAGGCUACGUGA